Messenger RNA from Penicillium angulare, 2532 nucleotides. Its product is annotated as GcvT family protein. Lineage: Eukaryota; Fungi; Ascomycota; Eurotiomycetes; Eurotiales; Aspergillaceae. The record is from RefSeq and is a predicted model, not a curated record. Gene Ontology annotation, molecular function: protein binding; oxidoreductase activity. The transcript has a single exon. Gene Ontology annotation, cellular component: mitochondrion. Bases 1 to 2532 code for a protein of 843 amino acids.
AUGGCACACACACAACGAGUGGUUAUCAUCGGUGCUGGAAUCGUAGGAACCAAUUUGGCCGAUGAGCUGGUCUCACGAGGAUGGAACAAUAUCACUGUUGUUGAGCAAGGUCCUCUACACAUGCCAGGCGGUUCGACUUCUCAUGCGCCUGGGCUUGUUUUCCAAACUGGUCCCUCGAAGACUAUGACCCAUCUAGCACGCUAUACGAUUCAAAAACUACUUUCAAUCGAGAAGGAUGGCCAGAAUUGCUUCAACCAGGUUGGUGGGUUAGAGGUAGCUACUACUCCGGCUCGACUGGAGGAGCUCAAGCGCCGGCAUGGCUAUGCUACUUCAUGGGGUAUUGAGUCGCGUCUCAUUAGUGCCGACGAAUGUCUAACGCUAUAUCCGCAUCUUAACAGAAAUGUGGUGCUUGGCGGCUUCCAUAUUCCAAGCGAUGGGCUUGCACUCGCUGCACGCGCCACACAGCUACUUAUUGAACGUACCAGCAAAGCGGGCGUUCGUUAUAUUGCCGAAACCCCAGUCACCAAUAUCGAACGAAAGGAUAAUCAUGUUACCGGCGUGACAACUCCCAACGGCUCUGUUCCCGCUGAUAUUGUUAUUUCUUGUGCUGGGUUCUGGGGAGUUGAGUUAGGUGCAAUGGUGGGUAUCUCGAUUCCAUUGCUCCCACUAGCACACCAAUAUGCCAAAACCACGAAGGUACCAGAACUAGUCGAUCGCGAAAUCAACAGACAAAUAAACGGAAAGAAUGCCGUACUCCCAAUUCUACGACACCAAGAUCAAGACCUAUACUAUCGCGAACAUGGUGAACAAUAUGGUAUUGGAUUUUAUGGCCAUCGCCCGAUGCCAGUCGUGGCAGCAUCCUUGGGCCUGACUCCUAAACACGUCGAUGACAGGAAUAUGCCUUCUCGUCUGGAAUUCACGAAGGAAGACUUCGAUCCAGCUUGGAAGGAGUCACAGAAACUUUUACCUGCUCUCCGAAAUACUGAAAUCGAGGAUGGAUUCAACGGUGUCUUCUCCUUCACCCCGGAUGGAGGUCCCAUCGUGGGACAAGCGCCAAAUCUGGACGGCUUCUGGGUUGCGGAGGCUGUUUGGGUGACCCAUUCUGCUGGUGUUGCGCGUGCUGUUGCUGAGGUCCUUACUACUGGCCGAUCUCAGAUCGAUAUUAGUGAAUGUGAGCUAUCCCGAUUCGAAGAAGUGCAGCUCAGUCGUGCCUACAUCAAUGAGACCUCCGCACAGAACUUUGUGGAAAUUUAUGAUAUCCUCCAUCCCUCGCAGCCCAAGGAGUCUCCUCGAAACCUUCGCACCAGUCCUUUCUACUCUCGCCAGAAGGACCUAGGUGCUUUCUUCCUUGAGCUUGCAGGUUGGGAACGACCAUUUUGGUAUGAAGCAAACUCUCAUCUUAUCAAAUCUCUUCCUAAAGAGUGGAAACCCAUUGAAAGAGAUGCCUGGUCAGCACAAUUUCACUCUCCCAUCGUCGCAGUGGAAGCUUGGAAGACUCGCAACGCAGUGGCCAUGUACGAUAUGACUUCUUUCCAUCGAUUCGAAGUGUCUGGCCCUGGUGCCGCUCAUCUUCUUCAACGCUUGAGUACGGCAGAUAUCAAUACCAAACCGGGCACGAUCAGCUAUGCUCUUCUUCUUAAUGAACAUGCGGGGAUCCAGAGCGAUAUCUUUAUCGCCCGACUGGGAGAAGAUCUUUUCCAAGUUGGCGCUAACACCGCAAGUGAUCUCGCUUAUCUUUCUCGCGAAGCUCGUCAUCAGAAACAAUGGGCUCGAGUUCGUGAUAUCACAGGAAGCACUUGCUGCAUUGGCCUCUGGGGUCCCCGCUCCCGAGACGUUAUCUCCACUACCAGUACAGACGACUUCUCUAACGAGGAUUUCCCAUAUUUCACCGUUAAGAAUGUCACGAUCAACGGUAUUCCGGCCAAGGCACUACGCAAAUCCUAUGUUGGUGAGCUGGGCUGGGAAAUCCAAACCUCGGCUGAGUACGGAGCACGACUUUGGGACAGCAUUUGGAACGCGGGUAAGACACAUGGUCUGAUUGCAGCUGGUCGAGGUGCCUUUAAUGCCCUUCGUCUCGAAAAGGGUUAUCGAAUAUACGGUGCUGACAUGACCUCCGAACACAACCCAUACGAGGCCGGCGUCUCUAAUGCCAUCCGUAUGAACAAGACCGAUAAUUACGUUGGCAGGGUUGCUCUUGAGAAACUUUCCAAGUAUCCUACUCGCCGUUUACGCUGUCUUACAGUUAAUGAUGGUCACUCUAUGGUUCUCGGGAAAGAGCCUGUCUUCUGUGGAGGGAAGGCCGUUGGCUAUGUGACCAGUGCUGGAUUUGGAUAUACUGUUGGCAAGCCCGUGGCCUAUGCUUGGCUUCCUAACAACGCCUCUCUUGGGAGUCAGGUCGAGAUUGAAUACUUCGGUCGUCGUAUUCAAGCUACGGUUUCCGCUGAACCGUUGUAUGACCCUGAUUCAAAGGCUCUGCUUGAUAAUAACCCGGUUGAUUCUAUACUCAGUGCACCAUUGAAGUCUCGCUUAUAA